AUGAUACGCUGCAACGGGCUGUUUUUGUUGGAAGCACUCUUCCAGACCGAGGAUUUCGAUCCCCAUAUGUACAAAUUACUGUUUGCAGAAGUUAUUGUUUUUGUCAUGAUUGCAUUUAGCAAACAAAAUAUCCUUCAAGCAGUUGAAGAACGAUUCUUACAUGUUCGGUUAAAACAUCCGGUGCAAGUGUAG
This is a messenger RNA of Opisthorchis viverrini, 192 nucleotides long. RefSeq lists its product as hypothetical. The record is from RefSeq and is a predicted model, not a curated record. The transcript is spliced from 3 exons. Lineage: Eukaryota; Metazoa; Platyhelminthes; Trematoda; Opisthorchiida; Opisthorchiidae. The coding region runs from base 1 to 192 and encodes 63 amino acids.